Molecule: messenger RNA, 1579 nt
Organism: Pygocentrus nattereri (red-bellied piranha)
Lineage: Eukaryota; Metazoa; Chordata; Actinopteri; Characiformes; Serrasalmidae
Gene: lat
Product: linker for activation of T cells
Exons: 13
Coding region: 504-1160 (218 amino acids)
Source: RefSeq, a predicted model, not a curated record
GAAUGAGAGAAACCACGGAGAGAGAGAGAGAGAGAGAGAGAAAGGAGCUUAGAGACUGAGACGGCAUUCAGAACGAGCCUAUGAGGAGAGAGAGAGGUCGAGCGAAGGAAAGAGCAGGCACAGGAAAGAUAAAGAACUGCAAAGUUAGUCAGGGAUGGCCUAGUUCUCCAAGGGCUUAUUUGGUCAAACUGAAGCACUGGGUCGAGCGCUUGAGUAGAGGCAGGCUGCUUGUGUUACUUUUGUAGAUUAAGAGCAGAUUGGAUGAUUUUGUGGCCAUCUAAAGCGGAGGUGCUAAUAGAGCGACGGGAGAAGAAAGAGAAGUGGGAGGCCUAGGUUUAGAACAUAGACGAAGAGAGGUACUAACUGUGUGGGUUCACCAGUAUGACCCAACCUAGGGUGUGAUCAAGGUGUAAAAUUGGUCAGUGACGUGUGUUGAGUGUGUGUGGAAAGGUCUUCCAGUUUGGCUCUGGACCCUGACUGGCAGUUGCUGCUACUGUGCAGGUAUGGAUUCCUCCACACUACUAAGCUUGGUGGGUGCAGCACUUGUUCUGUCAAUCAUCUUGCUGGCCAGUAUUUGCCUACACUGCAAAGGAAACAGCAAAUCAAAAUACAUAUCACAGCACUAUCAACAGUCCAGUCACGGGAACCAUGGAUUUACAAUUAUGCGCCCACAAUAUGCAGAGAAUCCUUUGCCCAACACCCUCCCUACUCAAAAUUCUCUACCGAUUAUUACUUCUCCAAUGGCUGAUGCCAGGCGGAGCUCUGCUUGCCCUUCCUUUGAUUGUGAAAGUGAGAUUGAUUAUGUGAAUCAAGAAGAUGAGGAUGCUGGAAAUGGCUAUGAGCUUCCCCCUGACAAGAAUCCCGACUAUCCUGACUAUCUGGAUGUGUUACCAGAUGACCCACAUGUGUCACAGCACAGUCUCGCCUCUUCUGCAAAUUCAGGACAAAAUUAUGAGAAUGUCAAUGAAGACAUAGAUGAUGAUGAUGAUGGUGGUGAUUCAGACAGUCAACAGUAUAUCAAUGUACCGGAUAACAUAGGAAGCAUCAUUGGAAGCUUCCAAACUCCAAUUGGAUCCCUUGGUAGCUGCAGCAGUGACGGCCAGGGCAGCUCAGACUAUGUAAAUGCUCCUAACCAAGAGUUGUGGGUUGUUCCACAUUAGAUGAUUUAAAACGGCCAACAAAGGUCAAGAAGAAAGCUGAAGAUCAAGCAGGCAGAAGUUUUAUAAUAUAUUUGAUGAGCAACUUUGUCGAGUUGCUAUUUUGUGUUUACCACACAUUUUUAAACAUCAUGCAUUCUGUACUGAAUAAACAUCACAUCCUAGAAGGAAAUCCAGACCCUUUAUUACAUUUUACCAUACUUUCUUGAAUUCUGUUGACAGGAUUUGCUGACAAUAACCUGAGAAUAUUUUUAAAACUUUUUAAAUGAUAUUUUCUUUAUUUUUAUUUUACAUGUACAAUUUCUGGCUUUUUUUCUAUAAUUUCAGCUGUUGUUCAUUGGCCGUUGUAUGUGAAAUAGUCCUUUCCUGCUCUGCAGCUGUUUAUUUGUAUGAUACUGAAAUAAAUGACACACCCCAACCGA